Eriocheir sinensis (Chinese mitten crab) is the source of this 4452-nucleotide messenger RNA. RefSeq lists its product as uncharacterized. The coding region runs from base 108 to 812 and encodes 234 amino acids. The transcript is spliced from 3 exons. NCBI's taxonomy places the organism in Eukaryota, Metazoa, Arthropoda, Malacostraca, Decapoda, Varunidae. The record is from RefSeq and is a predicted model, not a curated record.
GUGUGUGUCUGUGUGUGAGGGGGUGCUCAUGUAAUCCUGCUCGCUCCCUCCACACACACACGAUCAAUACUAACAAGAUCAAUAGUUAGCUUGCCACUGCUUGGGUUAUGCAAGAAGUAAUUCCUGAUACGAAAGUCGGUCCGUCUCACCAGUACUGUCAAGUAAAUCCUCACCUCCACUGCUCACGCCCAGAUCAUCAUCAUCUGCCAUUGCUAGUCCACUGCAGGACAACGACCUUCCCCAAACGUUCUCCAACUCUCGGUCUGAUGCCUACAGCAGAGGUCACCUCAGCAGGGAACAGUUCAAAGAAAUCCCGAAGGAGGCGCGGAGGUAGAGGCAAGAAAAAAAUGGCAGACAACACUGAAUCCACACCGGGAGCAAAAGCAACAGGAGCAGCAGCACCAGUAGCAGAAGUAGCAGGAGAGAGCACAGGCGACGAGAUGGAGGACACAAAGAGCCUGGUCGAGGAAGCGAAAGAGCUCGCCAACAAAGUGCAAGGAGCUGAGGGCGGAGCGGAAGGAGGAGAAGGCCUGAGUGAGGAGACGAAGGCGAAGAUCGAGGAGGUGAGGGAGAGGGCACUGGUCGCCAUCAACAAGCUCAGGGGCACGCAGGAAGGCCUCUCGCAGUACCAGGGGGAGCUGCAGGAGUGGAUAGACGACCAGAUCAUGUUGGAGAACCAGAUGAUGGAGGCCCUGGAGAACACAAGGAGGAUGCGUGCACGGAUCAGGGAUGAGCAGGAGAGGAUCGCAGCGCUUAGGGAGCAGUUUGAGGUGAUGGAGCCGGAGCAGGACGGUGAUGGGAGGCGGGUGUAAUAGUGGCGACGGGACGGAUGUACUACCUGGUGAUGGGAUGGGUGUAAGGGUGCAAAUGGGGACUGAGAGCUGAUGGUGAUUGGCCAUGUGUAUAGAAAGGUAGUAAGGGAACGAGUACGAGGUCGUAAAUAGUGAAUGACAGCUACAUUUUUGGUGACUGGCAGGGAAUGCUAAUGGCGAAUGAGAGACGAAUGCAGGGGAUGAUAGUGAAUGGGGGAGGUGUGAAUGGUUACUUGACAGCUAUAGUUUUGGUGAAUGGAGCAAAAUGGUAAUGGUGAAUGAGAUAAAUGCAAGAGAUGACUGAAAAGAGUAAUGAUGAUAAAUAGAAGAGAUGUAAAUGGUGACUGACAGGUGAUGGAUGGUGAAUGAAAAGAACUGGUGAUGGUAGUGAAUGGGAGAAGAAUGUAGAAGAUGAAUGUGAAGAUGGAUAAUUGUGAGUGGGAGAGAGAUUUAAAUGGUGACUUGACAGAUGAUGGUGAAUGAGAAGAACUGGUGAUUGAUAGUGGUGAAUGGGAGAUAGAUAAAUGAGGGGAUAGUUGAGAGAACAUAACAGCAAUUACAAAAGAGAUAAUGAUAGUGACAAGAUAGCUGAAGAUGGUGAAAAGCAAGCAAGUAUAAGAAGUAAACAACAACAACAGGGAAAACUAGGUUGUGAUUAGGUGAUAUUGGGCAUUGAAAACAGGUGUGAUGAAGGAGAUGGUGAUGGUUAGGUGUCAGGUGUUACUGUGUUAAUUAGGACAUAGGUGCAAUGCCUCUGAUGUUAAGUUGUGUAUUUAUUUUUAUUUUAUUAGUGACAAACUUAAAAAUGAUGACACGCUAAAAAUAAGUUAUGCUCAUUUUUUUUUAUGCAACUUUCUGAUAUUGACAAUGAAUAACUUUUAAAAAAAUUACACACUAUAAAUGAGUUCAUGCAUCUUUUUUGUGUGACAUUUUUUUUUUUUUUUCAUAUUGAUAAUGACAAACUCUGAAGAAAAAAAAUGUCACUGAAAAUAGGUAAUUUUUUUUUUUUUUCUUGUCAUAACUUCAUCACAACGCUGUAAUACCGAAAAUGACAAACAUAAAAAGUGACUCACUAAAAAUGUAAAAGUAAGGUCAUGGUCAUUUUUCUUUUGUGGGUGUUACUUCACUGCAGUUUUUCCUCUUUUUUUUAUGGGAGUAUGAAGGUGAUGUUAGACACUUCUAUGACUAUUUUUUGAGGCUUAAUGGAAUGCUAUUAUUCUCUUGUCAUUUUUUUUUUUUGUUUAAAUGUCUGAAUAAACUUGAAUGAUCUAAAGCUACCUGUCUCUUUCUAUCACACCUUUCACUUUCACUCUCUUCCCCCAUCUCUCCCUCCUUCCCUCUCUUUCCGUUCCUCCCUCCCUAUCACACCUUUCUCUAUACCUGUUUGCUUUCUCACUCUCCCACUCUCCCUCCCUUCCUCCCUUCCCCCUCUCUCCCUCCCUCCCUCUCUCCAUUCCUUCUCACCAAUUACACCUUUCUCUGUAUACCUGUUAGCUCUAUCUCUCUCUCUUUCUCUCCCCCUCUCCAUUUCUCCACCUAACACUCUUCUCUUUACCUCUUUGCUUUCUCUCACUCCCUUCCUCCCUCCCAUUCCUCCUGCCUAUCACACCUCUCUACACCUGUUUGCUUUCUCCCUCACUAUCUCUCCCUCUCUCUCCAUCCCUCCCUCCCCUCCUCUCCUAUCACACCUCUCUUUCUCAGUCUCUCUCUCUCCCCUUCACCCCUUUCUCCCUCCCUCCCUCCUCUUCGCUCCACCUAUCACACCUCUCUGUAUAUACCUGUUUGCUUUCUCUCUCACUCUUUCUCUCUCCCCCUCCUUCCCCUCCUCUCGCUAACUCAACUCGGCUUCACUCACCGAAUAUUUUGUGCCGGAUAAUCUGUUUGUGUACUUUCUUCUCUCAAAAGCAAAAACAGAAAUACAUCUCUUUUUGCUCCUGAUAUUUUUUUCCUCUUUUUCUUUUUGCUAGAUAGAACACUCCUCUCGGUAACAUUUUGUGAGCAUUACUAUUUCGGAACUUUUUUUUUUUUGUGCGUGUGUGUGUGUGCAUGCGUAUUUUUAGUUGCAUACAAAUAUUUCUGUUUUGUACGGAGGCCGGGAUUUGUUAAGCGUUUUCGUUAUAUUCUAUUCAGGGCUUUUCGCUUUAUUUUUUAUCCUGUUUUUGUGUUUCCUAACUGGAUUUGGACGCAGCGUAUAAUCCGUUAUUCUGACCAACGCUGAACGCUGUGGCGGCGGGGAAGUCAACUGUCAAAGGUUUUUGUUUCCCAUCCUUUGGCUUUGUAACUAUAUAUAUAUAUAUAUUUUUUUUUUUAUAUAUUAAUUGGGGGAGUCAAAAGUUCUAUGUGUGUUUAUUUAUUUAUGGUAUUUCUCUUCUUCUGUUGUGCCAUGAUCGCAUAUCCCAAUCAAUCAAUCAAUAAAUCAGUUAAUCUUCUUUUCUUCUUUUCUUCUUUAUCUCCUUCAACAUCCUUAUUUUCUCUUCUGGAGUUGGACAGGCCAUGAGUCUCUCCUACUUCUGUUGGUAUUUGUGUAUUACUGAAUUAUUUGUAAAAGGGAAGUGUGCAAAUGAGACAAAUGAGAUUGAAUAAAGAAAGAAAGAAAGAGGUGCAGAGGAACAAGACAGGCACCAAAAAGUUAAAUUCAGUGAAGAUAAUAAUAGUAAGAUGAACAGAAAGAAAAGGAAGAUGUGCAAGUGAGAUUGAAAAAAGAAAAAAAAAGAUGCAGCAAAAGAAGAAAACAAAGAAAAGGAAGAUGUGCAAGUGAGAUUGAAUAAAGAAAGAAAGAAAAAGAUAUAGCAGAAGAAGAAGAAAACAAAGAAAAAGAUGUGCAAGUGAGAUUAAGAAAAGAAAAAGAAAAAGAUACAGCCAAAGAAGAAAAGAAUCACCAAAGAGUUCAAUCUGUUGAUAAUAAUAAUAAUAAGAUGAACAAAAAUAAAAGGAGAAUGUGCAAGUGAGAUUGAAGAAAGAAAAAAAAGAGAGAAAUAAAGAAGGAAAAGAUGAAUGAAGAAAAUGAUCCCCCCCCCCAAAAAAAAAAAAAAUCCAUUGAAAAUAAUGACAAUAAGAUGAACAGAAAGAAAAUCAAUGACCACACAAACAAGCAAAAAAAGAGGAGGAGGAGGAGGAGCACGCCAAAAAAAUGGUGUGAUAAUUUUUUUUUCCCAUUAAUAUCCUUCAUAUCAAGAGCCUUUAUAUUUUGGCUCUUUAAUUAAUGAUAACACUUUGUAAUAUUUAAAUGACAACUGCAGUGCUUCAUAACUUGUAGUGAAGGUAGUGCGAAUGAAUGAAUGAAUGAAUGAAUGUGUGUGUGUGUGUGUGUGUGUAUGUGUGUUAAGGAUGUUCAGGUAGAUUAAUUAAAGGUUGCAAGAUAAAAAAAAAAGAAGAGUUUAGUGAUAAGAUAAAGAUGAGAUAAAUAAUAAAAAAGAUUAAAAAAAAGUGAAUGGAAGAAAAAAAAAGUUCAGAAAAAAGGAGAAGGAUUUAAGGAGAUGUUUUUAUUUAUAAGAAGACCUGUUUCUUUGUUUGUUUGUGCCAGUCGUCAAUGCUUAUGUUUGCAGCUGAGCUUCAUAGGUGUUUUACAUGUACGGUGAAGCGAGCGCCUUAUUGGAAAUGACGCAUGUGAGCUGAAAUUAUUAAAUGGGAAAAUUAAAAA